This is a messenger RNA of Nilaparvata lugens (brown planthopper), 4137 nucleotides long. RefSeq names its product nucleolar and coiled-body phosphoprotein 1. The transcript has 8 exons. The record is from RefSeq and is a predicted model, not a curated record. Lineage: Eukaryota; Metazoa; Arthropoda; Insecta; Hemiptera; Delphacidae. Gene Ontology annotation, cellular component: nucleoplasm; nucleolus. The coding region runs from base 127 to 2604 and encodes 825 amino acids.
AAACUCUUUCUGCUUUACUGCAGCCGCCAUAUUUAUAAGAAUUCACCAUGCGGUCAUUUUUGUUUAGAGAAUUGAACUUGUUUGGUUAAGUGCGAUAAUUCAAUUGUUUUAACAUUUACUAACAGAAUGACGGAAGAAGUUCAAUUAAAGUCUCUUAUUUUUGACUACUUACAUAAAAUUGACAAAGACAUUGCGGUAAAAUUUCGAAAGAAGACAAAAUUGAAACCACUUCCCGCAAAUGGAGCUAUUGGUCUAGUAGAAAUUUUCAACAGCUAUAAAGCGUUGGCUAGAACAAAAAAUUUGAAGACUGAUAACGUCAAGAAGAAAGAAUCGUCAUCUUCCUCAUCAGAUUCUGAUGAUGACAAUUCAACCAGACCAAACUUGUCCGUUGCAAAAGCUGCAACAAAACCUCAACCAGCAAAAAAACAAGAGGAUAGCAGCAGUGAUAGUGACUCCAGUAGCGACGACGAACAACCGGCUAAGCUAGUCCAGAAAGGCAAUACAUUUGCUAUUAAGCCUACAACGAAAGUUCCUCAACAACCAGCCAAGAAACAGGAGAGCAGUAGUGACAGUGACUCUAGCAGUGAAGAUGAAAAACCCACCAAGCCAAUCCAGAAAGGAAAUGCACCUGUAGUUAAAGCGCCUCAACAACCAGCUAAGAAACAAGACAGCAGUAGUGAUGAUUCAAGUAGUGAAGAUGAACCUGCAAAACCAGUUCAGAAAGUAAAUGCACCUGUAGUUAAAGCGCCUCAACAACCAGCUAAGAAACAAGACAGCAGUAGUGAAGAUGAACCUGCAAAACCAGUUCCGAAAGGGAAUGCACCUGCUGUUAAACCUGUAGUUAAAGCACCUCAACAAGCAGCAAAGAAACAAGAAAGUAGCAGUGAUGAUUCAAGUAGUGAAGAUGAACCUGCAAAACCAGUCAAAAAAGUGAAUGCACCUGUUAUCAAACCUGUAGCUAAAGUGCCUAAACAAGCAGCAAAAAAACAAGACAGUAGCAGUGAUAGUGAUUCUAGUAGUGAGGAAGACAAACCUGUGAAGCCAGCACAAAAACUUGCGUUACCUGUGAAACCUGCACCUACAGCAGUUCAAAAACAACAAGAAAGCAGCAGUGAUGACUCUAGUAGUGAAGAUGAAGAGCCUGCAAAACCAGUUGCAAAGACUGUUGUUAAAGCGCCACAACCUGCAAAGAAAGCUGAUAGUAGUAGUGAUGACUCAAGCAGUGAAGAUGAAGAACCGUCUAAGCCUCCUCCAAAACAAACUGUGACAAAACCUGCUGCUAAAGCUGUUGCCGCUAAACAAGAGAGCAGCAGUGACAGUGACUCCAGUAGUGAGCAAGACAAACCUUCUAAGCCAGCUCAGAAAAAUGCAGCGACUUCAUUACCUGUAAAACCUGUACCUAAAGCUGUUUCAAAACAGGAAAGCAGCAGUGAAGAUUCUAGUAGUGAGGAUGAGCCAGCAAAGACAGUCCACAAACCAAAUGUACCUGUAGCGAAAGCACUUGCAAAGAAAACUGAAAGUAGUAGUGAUGACUCAAGCAGUGAAGAAGAAGAACCAUCCAAGCCUCCUGCAAAACUUGUGGCAAAACCUGCUGCUAAAGCUGUUCCCGCUAAACAAGAGAGCAGUAGCGACAGUGACUCCAGUGAUGAAGACGAACCUUCUAAGCCAGUUCAGAAUGCCAAAGCACCUGCCACAAAGCCUGCAGCUAAAACAGCUCCUCAACAAUUAGCAAAGAAACAGGAAAGCUCCAGUGAUGACUCCAGUAGUGAUGAAGAUGAACCUGCAAAGCCAGUUCAGAAAGGAAAUCCAACCGCAGCUAAGUCGGUGGCCAAAACCCUUCAAGCCCCUCCAAAAAUAGCUGAGAGCAGUAGUGAAGACUCAAGCAGUGAAGAUGAAGAAACUGCUAAGCCAGCUGUAAAGCUUCCAGUGAAUAAACCAGUUGCAGCUGCUAAAGCUGUCGCUAAAAAAGAUGAAAGCAGUACCGAUGAUGAUUCGAGCAGCGAAGAUGACGGACCAGCUAAGAAACCGACAGUAUCUUCAACUGCGGCAAAACCUGCAGUGAACGGAGUUCCAAAAGCAGCGAAACGAGCUGCAAGCAGUAGCAGUGGCGAUUCGAGCAGUGAUGAGGAAGCUGGUGCAGCCAAGCCGGUUCACAAACUAAAUGGCAAAGCUAAACUGGCAAAACGUAGUAAAAGCAGUAGUAGUAGCAGUGAAGAAGAGUCAACGUCUAAUACCGCACAAGUCAAUAAUAGAAAAAGGAAAAACGAAGACCAAACAUCAGUUAUUCCAAAUAAACGAUUGAACACCUCUGGCCCCGUAACAGAUAAUAGUUUUGACCAGAGUUGCAGUGGACAGAAACAACCGAAGAACUCUCCAUUCCGUAGAGUUGUAGCCGAAAACGUCGAAGUACAUCCUCUCUUAGCCAAUAACUCAUUCCAAGCUAAGAAAGGAGCCCGGGGAAGUUGGGGUGAACGUGCCAACGAGGUUCUCAUCAAAACUAAAGGUAAAAGUUUCAGACACGAAAAAACAAAGAAGAAACGUGGCAGCUACCGCGGUGGACAAAUAUCUACCACAGUCAACUCAAUACGAUUCGAUGAACUUUAAAAUGAUAAGUGCAGAUUCACUAAUAAUUUAAGUUGAACAGCAUUAAUUUUAGGUAUAAAAAUAUUUUUUAUAAUAGGAAUUUAAGUUAGAUUGUAAAUAAUAUUGAAUUCGUUAGACAACACUUCAACGUUCAAUACAUAGAGCACAGUGUUAUUUUAUUCCACAGUGAUAUCAGACUUGGGCAUUGCGUACACCACUUUGAAUCUCAUGAAGUCGACGGGAGAGGUAUUUUUCAUCUGUGGUUAGAUGCGAUUUCUUUCAUUCUUUCUAUUUGCUCGUCAUAAGAAACCGCAACAAGGCAGCCUCAUUGCUGCUGCUUAUAAUAGGCUUCAAUUGGACGGUUCGGUUUAUAAAGCAACAAUAGCAACUCAUAGUUGAUAUUGUUAGUGAUUGUGUUCAAUAUUUCGCCAAUUAUAAUAUUGAUAAUUUCGGGCAUGCUUACGAAAAUAAAUUUGACAACUUGUUUGACCUGCUUUGGAGCUUCAAUCUCCUCGAAAAUUGAACACAUUGGUGCAAAUUCUGUGGAGUACAGUUGUUGCGCUCCAUUACUUUUCUCAAGUCGAUCAUUACCGUACUGUUGAUAUUUUCCCAUCAUCAUUUUUUUAUAAAAUUGUAAUAUAAGUUAUUAGUGAAUUAGACUCCUCACUUCAUAAAUAUAAAAUGUUCUAUUUUUUCAGAAUUUUUGCAAGGUAUGUCUGGUCUUAAGAUUGACUCUAUGCUAAUAACUGGAUUUGGAUCUUCGUCGAAAGUGAUAUUGACUUGUUUUAGGAAGAGAUUAGGAAAUAGUUUUGAGUUUGUUAUUUGCUGCAAAGUGAUUGAGUUCGUCCUUGUAAGCUUCGAUGUAGAGUUCAUUGUUGCCAACUUUGUGAGUUUAUUCUUGUGAGUUCUGUGAUUUACAAAUGGUGUGCGCAAGGCUAUAAUUAUGUCGGAAGUACACAUUCAAUGUAUUCAACGUUGAGGGCAGUGUCACAUUUGUGAAUUAGUCAAGGGGUUUCUAUCUUCUUCUUAUUACUUUUUAUUAUAAAAUUAAUCUUUCAUGAAUCAGACAUACUAUUUUCCCAAUUUUUAUAUGAAAAACUUUUGAUAAUAUCAUUAAUAAUUGAUUUUUCAAAGUUCUUUCAAACUUAAUGCCCAGGUAGAAGGUGUUCAACUAUUAAAAAUGAAGUAAAUGAAUGUUGCGAAGCAACAAAAUACUAGGGACUAAUGUCAUAAUGACUGAACAAUGUGAAUCAACUGAUUUGCUUUUGAUUUGUCUUUUACAUUCGAAAUUGGCAUUAUUUAUCUAUUUGAUAGAGUAAACAAUACAGUAGUCGGAAAAAACAGGCUAUUGCCCAAAACUUCUUCAAAUUCCUAAUUUUGUCCUAAAUUGUCCAAAUAUUAUAUAGGUUAUGUCUAUUAUGUCUAUCGAUCUGAAUAUACAAAUCAGAAUAAAACAAACAAUUUUAAAUUUAAAAUUAUUAUCACCGUACGCUUUACUCUUGUAUCCUGUUGUUUAUUAUAAAAAUCGUAGAACUAUCGCUUAUCACCAAAUAA